AUGCAACGACUGCUCUCUUCCAUCGGUGAGGUAUUGGCUCCUACCUUUCACUCUCCACUUGAUGAUCUCAAGAACCAUUGGAAGUCGAUAAAGUUGUUCUAUUUAGAGCGUAACGAUGGUAUAGAGAAGUUCCAAGAGUAUCAGAUACCAGGUCAUAUUAUAUCGAUGGUUUCAAUAUUGAUUGAUGAGAACAAGUCGAUAGGUGAUGCUGGUCAGUGUCUCGAGUUCUUUCUAAAGAAUAGGAUAUUGGAGACAUUAUGUCACAUUGGUGAGCGUGAUACUCCACCAGGCGUUAGGAAACUCGUUCUCCAGACAACAGUCACACUUUUAGGUGAUAUAUCACUGCCAUUACUACCUCAUAUGAGUGUACACAGACCGAUAUGUAGAUUGAUACAAUCGAUACUCACUGCAAAGCAGCAACAACAGUUACAACAGCAACAACAGUUACAACAGCAACAGAAGAGUAUGUCACCAGCACUGUCCUCUGCCAUACAACGAGGCGCCACCCGAGUCAACAGUCCUGAGAUCACUCGACUGGUGCCAGCACUACUACAACCGAUCAAUCACACACUGGAACAGACCAAUGAUGACAGCGAGUUUGUGACAAUGCUUGACCUUCUCAUCAAACAACUCAAGCUCUAUCCAACACUGUUGGGCUUCUUCCACGAGGAUGGCUACCAACAUGGAGAGAACUUUGUCGUGUUUCAAGGACUGUUGUGUCAUUUGUGGACGGCUGGUGCGAUUGGCGAGCGUGCUCGCAAGGCUAUGAUCGAAUGUCUGGAGCUUAUGCCAGAGUCUAGUGCAACAAGCGACUUCCUCGUUGCCAACAACAACAGAGACAGCAUUCGUCAUGGAGUACUGAUAUCAAAGAUGAAUGGAACUCAUACCUCUGGUGUGUCCCCAAGCAGCAGCAACAACAAUGGCAACAUCACGAUGCCACCUUCACCAUUGAUGGCAGUACAAUCACCAUCACCUCUUAACAGCUCACAAGGAGAUACGGCAAGUCAGGACUUUAUAAUUACCGACCCUUUGUCACUGCUGAAUCACAUCAACUUUAUCAAUCUACAGAUGACUGAACUAUUGAAGAUACACUCAUUGUUACCUCCAACCGUAGCAUCACCAAGCUACUGUGUCUCUGGACCACCAAUUGCUCCAGAGGGAAUAUGCAUUUUGGAGUGCUACAAAGCACGUGUGGCCUUUUGUUCCGAGCUCUCCUUAAUCAAGCAUAACCAGAGCAUUGGUGAAUAUAUUACCAAACUAUGGGAAGACUUGUUCAUCACAGAUACAUUGGGAGUGACUUUGUUACACAACGAGGACUAUCGUGCAGCGACAGCGAUGCUAUACCUGAGAGAGAUAUUACCAUUGUUGCAAGGACCAAUUGGACAAAAGACGAUUACAUUCCUUGUUGGUGAUAGUGUCACUCCAGAGAAAAGAAAGGAAUCCACUGGCAAUGAUUAUGAUGAACUGAUCAUCAAGUCCACUCUGAUAAAAAGGAUAUCACAUCCAAACUAUCAUGUAUCGAUAUCAAGUCUUCGAUUGUUCUCUACACUCCUUAGUCUUCAAAACUUUGCAGUGGUGUACAACUUGAUAUUGGUGAAUCUUCCACCUCCAGUGGAUGACACUGCGACAACGUUCUCAUACCAGAACCUAGCGACAUUGCAGACGGCACAAAAGUCAAUCACGAGAUAUCUGACAUUGAUUGGCAGCAAGUACACAAAUAUUCACCAUGGCGAUGGUCACAUGGCUGAUAUCUUUCAGAACAAGACAUCUUCGCGAACCAAUGGAUACUCUGCCUAUCUGGUGGAUGCUCGCUAUCAGAUUGCCAACUUCACAACUGCCUGUUCAUCAUGGCCAAGCAAGUAUCUCUUCAUAACAAAUGAUGCAUACAACUCACUCAAUGUACAAAAGAACAACAACAACAACAACAACAACAACAAUGUCAUCGAUGACAACAACAACAACAACAAGAGAUAUACAUACAUGGGAUCAUUCCUCGAGGAAGUGUUCAAAGUAUUUUCGAAGAUGCUUACACUUCCAAUGGACAUCAAUAUUGUGAUCACUGGAAUCAUCUCAAAGCUGUGUUACUACCCAUGUCCACAACUCUAUCCCCACCUGGUUCACAUCAUUCAGAGCACGCUCUCAAACUCCACCUCUUCCUCCUCCUCUUCCUCCACAACGAUUUCUCCUCCCUCCAAUUCACCAAUCCAGUCGAUUUACUCCAUUCUGCAAAGUCUAUCAAUUGAAAUAUCAGAUAGAUCCAAGACCUUUAGUUUCUUCAAUGAGGUGUUGGACCAGUUUAGAAUAUACCUGACGGAUGUUUCCACCAUUGACAGCAAUGAAUACAAUAUGCCCAAGAACACACUUCUCAGUGCUCUCAAGAAGGAAGAGAUUGACUUCCUACACGCAGUCAUAAUAGUAGAGGAGUUCUGCAAAGAGAUAGCGUCCAUCAUCCAAGCUCGUGUGGUAUUCUCCAAUAAACACUGA
Molecule: messenger RNA, 2484 nt
Organism: Acytostelium subglobosum LB1
Lineage: Eukaryota; Evosea; Eumycetozoa; Acytosteliales; Acytosteliaceae
Exons: 7
Coding region: 1-2484 (827 amino acids)
Source: RefSeq, a predicted model, not a curated record